CCUUUUGCCGUUACGUACGAGCAAGCAGUGCGGCCCGUGCGUUCAACAGAGUCGGUUCACUCUACCUCGUAUUAGACUACAUCGCGUCGAUCAUCUGACAAGCUGAAAAAAAUUACGUAAAUAUUACAACAUUCAACAUCGAUUAUGAAACAUCAGUAACAGUAAUUGAACAGCUGAACUGUUUUUCCUAACUCCAGAACACUUCCCAACUGCCGAGUGCACGCUGCCCGUUGGCGUUUUGUUUAAAUCUUAUUAUUUUACUUUGAUUAUUGGUGAUUAAUUUUUUUUUAUUUGACCCCGCACCUGUGUUGUGAACUGGAUUAUUGUGUGUUUUUGUUCCGAUAUUUUUUUUUGGAUUGUCACACGCGUUUAUUGAUGUGACAGUGACGCAAUCAUGGUGUAAAUGAAACCAAUGAAUGAACCGACUUCGCCGCCGAUUAUGGCAAACUCUAAGUUGCCGUAACAUUUCUAGAACUUUUAUAAGUUGCAAGUACUCUGAUGCCGUAGAACAUUCAAUGAUACGGUAAAAAAAAAACAAAACAUGGUGCGACGACGUUGGAGAUUUUUUACCAUCGCGGCUUUCCUGAUUUUCUUAAUAAAGGAUGCAUUAUGUCAAGACGAAAAUGAUUUUUAUUACUCACCGAUAGAAAAGAACUUUGCUCAAGUUCAACCACCUCUGUUCCCGAGUCGACCGCCGACGUUCUACGAACACGGGGACUCUUUCCGAGUACCACAGCCGCAACAACCUCUCUACAAUGACGGCUACGUCAGGUUCCCUAGCCCAAAUUACAAUCAGAACCCGUCACCUUUCCAAUUACCGACGGGUAGGAGUCAAUCUGGAGGCCAAUAUUAUGUCAAUCAACCCGAUUACAACCCUCAGCAACGCCAAAAGUACAGGCCAGCGCUACCUCAUAAUUACCAAAUUGUACACCCAGCGUCAACUAAACGACCUAAUGUAUCACAGAUUCAUUCCAUAGCAUAUCAAAAUGACCCAUCGAAACCAGAAACAUUUUUGGGUCAAAUAACAAUAAAUAAUCCUGACAUUGAUUAUUUGCAAAAUACACGUUUCAAAAAUAUACCUUUCGAUGGAAAUAGCCUGAAAAGUAAUGGUCAAAGUGGACAUAUCGCUCAUGAUGAAGAUAUUGACAAUGAUAAUCAAGAUCUAUUCGAUCUUCAUAGGGUUACCACUUACAAUCCAAACAAGAUAAUCCCUAAGAUAAAACAAAAUGUGAAACCGAAUGCUGCACGGUUUACUAACUACGAGCAUUCAGAAUUAGAAGAAGAGAACACUGACUUGGGUAAUGUUCCGGGAAAACUAUUUUCGAGGAACAAUAACCUUAGGCAACCAAAUUCGCAAUCAAGUCCUUAUCAUGCUUCAUCUACAGAAUAUAAAGGACUUUUAGACUUGGAGCCCUUACUUGAAGAAGAUAUAAGUGAUAUCGGUUCGUUUAGAGAACUAAUGAAACAUACACAAGGUUCGUUUGACGUUCAAGUAAUUAAGUCUAACAAUAGCAAAUAUUCAGAAGUUUCAGAUGAUAGCAAGCCAGAUGCUUCUUCUAUGAAUGAAGGUAAUGUACCAAAAGAUGCUUCAGUUAAAUUGUCAUCAGAAGUAAGUAACCCACCUACAGCUCCAGUCCCAUCAACCACAACAGUUGUUAAAGAAAAUUAUAAUUCUCACGAGGAGAAUAGUAGCGAGGAAGCACUGGCUGAUUCAGAAUAUGAGGAUGUUUAUUAUGACGAACCAGAAAGCACCGAAGUGCAACAUACCACUAAACCGCCUCAACAUAUAAAUCAGCAUACGGAAACGACGACGUCUAAUAUUUAUGAUGAAUACGAUGCUACCGAUGAACCAGAAAAUACAACAUAUGAAGCUAAUACAACUGUAACUGAAUCAUUUGAUGUGUUAGUUAUGAAACCAGAUAACAACACUAUGGUGGAAGAUGAUAAUUUCAAGCAAUUUGUCGAUACACCUAUUAUUGACCAAUCUGAUGAUUUAUCGAAGAACGAUACUAAAGUUAACAACAAUAUGACGAGCUCUGAAGAAGAUCUUACAUCUAUAGAAACUCCUUCUAUUCUUGGUCAAGAAGUAGUAUCCGUCGUGACUACGAAAAGCGUAGUAAACGGUACAAUAUCUAUACAAGACGUUACAUAUGCACCGAGUACCAAAAAGAUAGGUGCAAUCACAGAAACUGCAUUUAUGGCCGACAAUAAUAACAAUGAUACAUCUUUGCCCGUCACAACUGAAAAUUGGGUAGUAGUGGCUUCAGUACAGACUAGUCGGAGUGUUUCUGGGGCGCGAUUUUUACCAUUCCCAACUGUUGAGCAAGAAGAAAAAAAACAAGUACUCACCGAUGAUAAUGAUGAAAGCGUGGAAGAAGACGAGGAAAACAUUACACAAGAUCCGCGAGAGCAAGUAAGUGGAUUAAUUACCAGCUCGUCUACAGAAAAUAUAAAUGAUAAACUUGACAGUAUUCAAUCAGAAUUAUCAAGUGCUGUACUUUCGGGCUCGUUGGAUAAAGCAAACAAGAAUAUUGAGUUGAUAACGGAAGCCACGACAGAACCGACAACCACAACGUCUACAACAACUACAACUACAGCGUCAUCUUUAAAUAUAUUUACUUUAAAGAGUACACAAGCUCCAGUAACAACAGAGCGAUCAGCGCCGGAACCUUUACCAGUUAUGAUCAAAAAGUUUACUCCGCGUGUUACUACUUCCACCACACCGAAACCUAGAAAAAAACCGUCAUUGGUGACUGUGAUGGACGAUUUGACAGGACUGCUACCUCCCGGCUAUAAGCCUAGAUUGUCUUAUAAAGACAAACGCACUAGCACCACCACGACUACCACGACACCUGCACCUACUUCUACGACGGAAGAACCAUUCAUAAACAACACGCAAGGUCGUUCAUCAGGCAUAAGUUCUAAGAACAAAGUUAUACUUCUAGAUAUCAAAUCUCUUCGGCCUAAGGAAUAUAAACCCAAAGAAAAUAAACCUCAAGAAGAAGGGUCAAAACAUGUGCCAAACGAUGAAUUAAGUAUGUUAUUGCCACCGGGAUACAAAUUCCCUGCAAGUGAAGAAAGCACUAGUAAAGAAUCUAGCAAACUAGAUAUUUUGGACAAAGUGCAAAAGGUAGACAUCUCUGCAUUCUUACCUAAAGAUUUUAAAUUGAAUCCAUCAACAGGUGCCCCCAAAAUUGAACAACCUGUAAAAGCUUCGCCUGUGGAUAUAUCGGCGUUAUUACCACCUGGAUUUAAGUUAAACAAAACUGAUAACGAUAAGAGCGGCAAUCCGUUGGAUAGUAUUAAGAUUGCAGAUGUUUCUAAUUUGCUUCCACCUGGCUUCAAAUUGAAUAAAAGUGAAGAAACAGCGGCGCCCAGUUCAACUACGAAAGCUCCUGGGGGAAUUAAACUAGUGUUCCCAUCAAGGCCAGGAAGCAAACCCGUAAGGAAAACUACGCCCAGGCCCAGUGGCGAGAGUGGACCAAGUCCAGUUACUCCCAAGAUCCAGAAAGGUUGGCCAACAAGAGCAUCAACUGAGUUUACCGGCUGGCCCACUCCAUCUACGACACCGUUUUCGAUUGAAAAGUUGCUGGAGGCUCAGAGGAACGCGACCGCUACCAGUCCUUCUCCCGAGUUGAGCACCUCGCCGACCACUCGCCGCGUCGUCAGCACCACGACAACCACGCCUGCGCCGCCGCCCUCCACCACUCCUGGCGUAUGCCGCCAUGAAUGUGAUAUUGCUGCUACUAUCAAAAUUGUGUCCGGCGUAACAUGGGUACCAGAGUUAUUAGACCAUCAUACCGAAGAAUGGCAAAGAUUAGCUGAAGAAGUAAAACAAGAGCUUAAUUCUGUCUACUCGAAGUCUAACCUUCUCAGCAAAUGGUACAAAGGAAUAAGGAUUGACGGAUUCAGUAAAGGUUCCGUUCUAGUGGACUAUUUCAUCGAGAUGAAUGAUGUAGAAAAGAGAGUGGACACGUUAGAAUUAAAGAAACUGUUUCACAAAUCUUUACAUGAGGCUAAGCCAGGUUCCGUCAUGGAGCCCGUCCCUGAGGAACCGCAGGAGCUGGACCCAGACGUGAUGCUGGGUGAUCAACCUGAUGAAGAUAGAAUGAAGAAAAGCAAUGAAAAGAUGACUAAAACUAUCGACAAAUCUGCUGGGAAAUUAGAAAUUGGUAAAUUCGUGAUGGACCCCGCGUACACGGAAUUCAUAGUACUGCCGAAACGAGAAGAACCGACGCUUGUCAUCCCAGAAGAGGAAUCCUUUUUGCCGCAGUGGGGAAUCGCAGUUAUUGUUAUAGCGAUGGCGUCUUUACUAUUUGUCAUUAUAUUCGGCGUCACCGUUUUAGUGAACCGGCAGAAAAGCUCCAAAGCCAAGCAGCCUAUACCGCUCAGUGAGGACAUGCUUCGCGAGUUGGAUAAGAGUCACAUGGGAGGCUUCGACGAAAUGCACCAAAUGAAGGAACGUGAUCUACCUUAUUUGCCUUCAGGAAAGCGAAUGUCGACGGCGUUCAUCGAGCAGUUGGCGUUCCCGACGCCGGGCGACUCGUGGCGCUCCGAGUGGACGCCGCAGCUGCAGAAGUACAUGCAGCACUACACGCCGGACUCUGGACGCGGCUCGCAAAUCUAUGGCGCUGGAGGCAACGCUUACGGCUACGGCGGUGGAUCGCAGAUUUACGGGCAGACGGGCGGCUCCCAGGUGUACGGGUACACGGGCGAGUACCCGCGCUCGCACUACUCGCGCCGACGCUCCGACUACGACACCAACUUCUAGAAU
Molecule: messenger RNA, 4774 nt
Organism: Cydia splendana
Lineage: Eukaryota; Metazoa; Arthropoda; Insecta; Lepidoptera; Tortricidae
Product: mucin-2
Exons: 10
Coding region: 542-4771 (1409 amino acids)
Source: RefSeq, a predicted model, not a curated record